Molecule: messenger RNA, 2806 nt
Organism: Oncorhynchus mykiss (rainbow trout)
Lineage: Eukaryota; Metazoa; Chordata; Actinopteri; Salmoniformes; Salmonidae
Product: failed axon connections homolog
Cellular component (GO): cytoplasm
Source: RefSeq, a predicted model, not a curated record
ACUAGUUUCCAUUGGCACAGACAAAGGCUCCGAGGGCUGGCGGAGGAUGCCGAGCUGGGGGUGCGGGCUCCAUCAGGCCGGAAUAUGUAUAUUUCUAAUGUUUGGCAGAUAGCAUAUAUUAAAUAGCAUAUCGCCAUGCAACUGUUGUGACAUAUUGAUGAAGCCGAGAGUGGAUUGCGAGAGAACGCAGGCGCCACGCGGCGAUUGAUAGAGUAUGUGGGGGUCUGGUUUCGCCUCGUCCCGACCGUGUGUGGUUGAACUCGGGCGGAAUCACAGCCUGCCCUUGGGGAUAUGUGGCUCCGACGAGCCUCACUCUCUAUAUGGCUAUAUCGUCGCAAUCCCUUUACAACAGGACUACGGUGGGACCAUGUCGGGAUUGGGGUCGGAUUCCUGGUGGAAGAAAACCAUCUAUAUCACCGGCGGUGCCCUCCUCGCUGCUGCUGCCUACCUAUUACACGAGCUGCUCGCCAUCAGGAAGGAGCAGGAGUUGGACUCUAAAGAUGCCAUCAUCCUCCACCAGUUCUCCAGGCCAAACACGGGGGUCCCCAGCCUCUCACCAUUCUGCCUCAAGAUGGAGACCUACCUACGCAUGGUGGACCUGCCCUACCAGAACUACUUUGAUGGGAAGCUCUCUCCGCAGGGCAAGAUGCCAUGGAUUGAGUAUAACUGGCAGCAGGUGUCGGGGUCAGAGUUCAUCAUUGACUUCCUGGAAGAGAAGCUGGGCGUCAACCUCAACAAGAACCUCAGUCCCCAGGAGAGAGCCGUGUCCCGGGCUGUCACCAAGAUGGUGGAGGAACACCUCUACUGGACAAUAGCCUAUUGCCAGUGGGUAGACAACCUGGAGGAGACCCAGAAGAUGCUGCCAGUCACUGGUCCUCUCAGUGACAUGCUAAAGUGGAUCCUCGGCCACCUGAACAGCAGCAUGGUGCAAAGGGAGAUGUACGGCCAUGGCAUCGGACGCUUCUCCAAGGAGGAAGUCUACAAGCUGAUGGAGAAGGACAUGCGCACGCUGGCCGAACUGCUCGGAGAUAAGAAGUACUUCAUGGGGCCUAAGAUGUCGACAGUAGAUGCUGCUGUGUUUGGUCACCUGGCCCAGGCUAUGUGGACACUACCCGGCACACGUCCUGAACAACUCAUCAAAGGCGAGCUCAUCAACCUGGCCAUGUUCUGUGAGCGCAUGCGGAGAAAGUUCUGGCCUGAGUGGUUCGUGGACAUAGAGGAUGUGUACUAUGACGGAGCAGACACUGACAGCAGCGAGGGCUCUUCCACAGGCCUGAUGGACUUUGGCCUGUUCUCCCGGACAGACACCAUGGAGGAGAGCGAAGCCUCUGACAAACACACACACUCACACACUCACUCCCCCGAUACGGACCACUCGCUGUUCGACUCGGACGUGGGCACGGGCUCGGACAAUGGGCCGCAGCUUAAGUGUGACCCUCCUAGUCCUGACCCUCCUAAUCCUGCCCCUUCCAGUCCCAAACCUCCCAACCCUUGACCCAUCCUUACCAAGGCAGGUGGGGUGGGUUUGGCUGAGGCAGUCAGACAGCCGGGAACUUCAAACUAGUCAGGGUGCUGCUAUCUGGCUUGGCAUCAUAGAGCUGCGGAACAGAGAGGCACAGUUCUCGCUUCUCCUGCUGCCCCUCCCUCUCGUCCAGAGAUCUGUGCCCACACAUGGUGGCGCAGUUAUAUUCCAUGAUGACUGAAAACUAUAUCCUAACAAUGUAAUAUCAGUGCGCUCCGACAAAACCGUGUAUUUGUAUGCAGAGCGUAUAAAUCGAAUCCCGUGUUACAUGUGUUACAAUGUGAUUUCCUCACCCCGAGUGAUUGUGACAUUGCCAAUAUGGCACUAUCACAGACAUUGCCUUAUUUGUGUCAGUUGUCCAAGGCUACAGGCUAGUGUAAAACGUCAUGAGGGAGAUUGUUGGUUGAACCAGUGAGUGGAGUGUCUGUCCAUGGAAUACAGGCAACAUGGCUGUUUCUUUAGAAAUGUAACUAGUGAAAGAGAGACGACGAUGAUGAUGGCAGCAGAAACAUGAAAACACUAGAGAGAACUGAGGUCAGUCAUUUUGACACAUUGUAAAGAGUGAUAUAUAAAGAAUCUUUGACUUGGGUGGCAGCUCUAGUCUGUGUCUUACUAACGGUGGGCUAUUCUACCAGUAGUCCUAUGGUUUGUGGCUUGCUGCUGAGCAUCAGCCAUAAUCACUGGCCUUUCCAUCAACUCUGUGUCUAACUUCACUCUAGUAAAGGAGAUUGGGAUACGCAAAAGGAACUGGAGAUGGAACAUUCUUGUCGGAGUAGAGCCGACUCUUGUAUCUCACCACUAGAGAGUGCUGUAUCUAUUCAUCCUGCUGUCUAUUUAGCUCUAUGGUCUCGAGUCCUGUCAGUUUCUGCCACUUGGAAUGUUAAAGGCCCAAAUGAAGUCAAAACGUGAUAUUCCUGUGUUUUAUAUACAUUUCCACACUAUGAGUUUGGAAUGAUAUUGUGUAAAUGAUGAUAAUGCCCUUUUAGUGUAAGCGCUGUUUGAAAAGACAGCGCUUUUCAGUCUGUUUUGGUGGGAUGGAGUUUUGGCCUGGGUAAUAAAAACAGCUGCAUUGUUUAAUGAAAUAAUAACAAUAAUACAAUGCAUUCGUUUUCACUUCAGUAUUAACACCAUACGAAUACAGAAAGCUGCUGAAACAGAAUGGAAAGGCCCGUUUGUAGCAAGUAGUGUUAUCCCUUUACGUGUGUGUGUGUGUGUGUGUGUGUGUGUGUGUGUGUGUGUGUGUGUGUGUGUGUGUGUGUGUGUGUGUGUGUGUGUGUGUGUGUG